Molecule: messenger RNA, 1031 nt
Organism: Lindgomyces ingoldianus
Lineage: Eukaryota; Fungi; Ascomycota; Dothideomycetes; Pleosporales; Lindgomycetaceae
Product: methyltransferase type 11
Exons: 1
Coding region: 207-863 (218 amino acids)
Source: RefSeq, a predicted model, not a curated record
AAUCAAUCAAGCAGCAGACCAAUCCGAGGUGACUAACCUAGCUUUCGAAAGCUCUGUUCUGGUUCUGAAACCUGAAACAUUUGACUGAGCCGUUAAACCACAAAGAGCUCGAGGCACGGGUCCUGAGCAAGUCGUACUAGUCCAUCUUUGGUCUUCGAAACGUGUUGUUUUGUUCUGAUCUUGUUUGCAUUAUACCAGACACCGCCAUGUCCGACACUCCUAAAAAAAUUGUCGAGCAAGCAUACGACCACGUUGCAGAAUGGUACCUCUGCUGGGUCGAAAACCAGCGAUCCCCUCGCGAGAGGUAUACCAACAAGGCCCUAGAGAAUGCGCCGGCAUCACCACACAUUCUUGAACUCGGCUGCGGUUCGGGCAUUCCCAUUACGCGCAUGCUCUUAGACCGAGGCGCUCAAGUGGUGGCGAACGACAUCUCGACUAAACAACUCGAAAUGGCAAGAGUCCGGUGUCCGGAGGCGACGCUCAUACAAGGCGACAUGGCAGCUCUUUCCUUCGAGCCCCAGAGCUUCGACAGCGUGAUCAGCUUCUACACUAUCUUCCACCUGCCGCGAGCGGAACAGAAAGGCAUGCUCUCCAACAUCUGUUCGUGGCUCAAGCCCGGGGGCAUGUUUGUUUGCAACCUCGCAACCGUAGAUGAGGAGGAGAUCCAUGGGGAGUUUUUGGGCCACGGAAUGUUUUGGAGUAGUUAUGAUGUCGAAAAUAGCAAGGCGAUGGUAAGAGAUGUUGGGUUUGAGCUGAUCGAAGCGGAGGUGCUGGAGGCGGGGGAUGGGCAGUUAGAGGAGAGUGACCCAGACUAUGGGGUUAAGUUUCUGUGGCUCGCAGCAAGGAAGGGGAUAAGUAAAUGACGCAAUGGGUGGUCAAGCUAAUGCGUCUACUACCCUGUACAGACGCUAGUCUUUUCACAAAAGGCAUAGGCCUAAAUUCUGUGUGAUCUGAAGAAGUACUUAGAUGGAUGCGUCUUUGAGAGGCUUACGCUUGUUUGCUAAAGAAUACUAAAGUACCCUAGAUUAUCA